Alternaria arbusti is the source of this 1257-nucleotide messenger RNA. RefSeq lists its product as uncharacterized. NCBI's taxonomy places the organism in Eukaryota, Fungi, Ascomycota, Dothideomycetes, Pleosporales, Pleosporaceae. The transcript is spliced from 2 exons. The coding region runs from base 1 to 1257 and encodes 418 amino acids. The record is from RefSeq and is a predicted model, not a curated record.
AUGGUUAAAGGAGAGAUCCUCACGCUCGGUGCUGCCGCCGGUGCCCUUGGGGGUGCCUACAAGCUCGCCGAGUUCCUCACCAAGGCCAAGCGCGUCCGCGACGUUGGCCCAUCCAACGCCGUCUACGUGCGCAUCAUUGGCCGCGUCCGAUCCGACCUCGAUGAAGUGCGACGCCUGCUGUCCAUCCGCGAGAUCCACGACAUCCUCGAGGCCAACCCAGAAAAGUCAAAGUGGGUCUACGGAUGCAUGCGCGACGUGCGCGGCGCCCUUGAGAACAUCACGCCGCACACGGAACGCGUCGCCGGCGAUGUCGAGGACGGCCGCCGCAUCGGCAUGCGGCACCGCGUCUACUGGCUGCUCAGCGAGAAGGAGAAGCUCGAGAACCGGGAGAAGGAGCUCGCCAUCGCGCAUUCCAGUCUCAGCGAGGUCAUCGGCUACCUGACUGCUCUGGAGCCAGUCGAGGAGCCCAAGAAGCCCAAAUCGACCCACAAGGAGACGCACAUCGAUAUCGACAUCCAUCAGGAACCUCCCCAGCCCCAGCCCCAGCCUCAGGCCCAGCCCACCCACACGACGCACAUCGAGAGGGAUGUCUGGGUUGAGCGUGAUGGCGCGCCGCCGCGACACGUAGAGGAGCACCGCGAUGUCUGGGUUGAGCGCGACCGUCAGCCCCCAGCUCACUACGAGGAGCGUCGCGACGUGUACAUCGACGAGCACCAGCGCGGACCCCAGCACUUCGACGACCGCGGCCCUGCUCCCCGUCACGACGCCCACUUCGAGCAGCAAGGCCGUGACGGCCGCUACGAGACGCACUACGACGAGCGCUACCAGCAGGAGGACCACUACCGCUCCCAGUACCCCAUCGAGACCCAAGGCACUUACAACCCGCGCUUCCCCGAGCCCCUCGGCCGCCGCCCUGAAUCCUACGAAGACCGUCUCCCCGAGCGCGAUUCCUGGAUGCAGAGCAACGCGCGCGCCCAACGCCCAGGUCAGUACGGCCCUCGAGCCCCUGCGUACGCCGAAUACGGCGCCCCGCAACCCAUUGGUGCAGCGCACUAUUCGCGUAGGUUCCAAGGAGACGCGGGCUUUGGCGACGAAGAAAUACUAAAUCCACAACCAGUGCCGUUGGACAGGAACUACGCCGACCGCGAGAUGUGGAUUGAACAAAAGGAGGACUACCGCUUCGAUCAGUAUGGAAACAGGCUGCCGGAUAGGCUCUUCCAGCCGGCUGUUCCUAGGCCCCAUCGCAGCCGCAUGUAA